Messenger RNA from Clunio marinus, 201 nucleotides. NCBI's taxonomy places the organism in Eukaryota, Metazoa, Arthropoda, Insecta, Diptera, Chironomidae. The record is from the annotation of a GenBank genome assembly.
AUGAAAGUAAAUGAAGUUUUCUGCGUAGAAAUAAAUCGAAAAUGUUUCUUGAGGCUGUUGAAAGAACAGUUUCAAAGAGGCGUAAAAAAAUGUUUACACUCAUUAGAUGAUAUUCUGGUAGAGAAUCAGGGAUUUUAUGUUCCUGAGAAAGAGAAAAGCUCAUCUCUAGAGCUCCCGAAUCAACAACUAGUGGAGUCAUAA